Messenger RNA from Symbiodinium sp. CCMP2456, 600 nucleotides. Lineage: Eukaryota; Dinophyceae; Suessiales; Symbiodiniaceae. The record is from the annotation of a GenBank genome assembly.
AUGGCGAGCCGCUGGUGGGCUUGGGAGCAAGCUCAACCUCGUGUGCAGGCAUGGGCAGAGCGGGUGCACACAGAGCGCUAUGCAAAGCUUGGUCGCCAUGAGGCUGAGGUCUUUGAGAGCCUCAGCGAGUUGCCUGUGGUUCGAAGAGAAGUUCAUGUUGGGCAGGUAAAGGGAGCUGCGAUCGAUGCAUUCGUUGGUCACCUUGCGGUGCUGGCUUCCGGUGUGGCGUUUCUGCGGGCUGCCGCAUCAUGGCCGGCUGGUGUUGUCCAGCAGGUGCUCCGGUUUGGCUUUGGGGGAACCGCUUUGAAGCUCCUGAAGAAACUGUGUCAGGAGCAACAAGACUGUUUGGCAUUGCGUGCUUGCAAGUCGGAUUCGCCACCUCGACCACCUCGCUUGUCUUUGGCGUCUACCGCUGUUCCGUUUGAAGAGGAGGGCGGGUCAGUUGGAUACUCAGCUGUCUCAAACGAAGCCUUGAGCAGCGGAGAAUGCGAUGAGGAUAUCAUCGCUCUCCCCAAGAAACACCGAAGAAAACUUGCCAAAAAAGAAAUCAAGGCCAAGCGAGUCGCGGCAAGAAGGCUAGGCUGUUGGUGGACCUUCUGA